AUGCGCGCCUCUACCAUCGCCAAGGGCUACACCUUCUACUUGGGCACUGGCCCUACUAUGACCGUCAUGGUCCAGCCUGAUGGCGCUACCGCAUUCGCGAAGCGCGUUGUCAAAGCUCACACAAAUCCAGAGACUGGUUCGUACGAGCUCACUACGUUCCUCGAUGAGCCUGGCAUGGGUCAUCCCACCGAGACUGCCUACCCGGCUGUCACUGUCCUUACUUCUGAGGUCUGCGCCCUUGUGACCACCCAGAUGUGCUCCGCCAUCGAGGUCACUCAGACUCUCAGUGCUUCUCAGCCGAUGAUCACUGAGACCGCUGGCACCACCACCUCCAUCUUGGAGUCUGCUUCGUCCUCUUCCACCAAGAAGACUAGCACCUCCUCCGAGAUCAAGGAGACCUCCACCUCGGUCUCCAUGACUAGCACUGGCACCCAGACUGUCGCCACUCCCACUGCCUCGUCUGAGGCUUCUCAGACUGAGAUCAUGGUCUUCUGCGCCAUCGCUGGUGCAAUCAUCAUGUAUUUCCUUUAA
Molecule: messenger RNA, 531 nt
Organism: Colletotrichum scovillei
Lineage: Eukaryota; Fungi; Ascomycota; Sordariomycetes; Glomerellales; Glomerellaceae
Exons: 3
Coding region: 1-531 (176 amino acids)
Source: RefSeq, a predicted model, not a curated record